Messenger RNA from Phragmites australis (common reed), 1577 nucleotides. RefSeq names its product meiotic recombination protein DMC1 homolog B-like. The transcript is spliced from 14 exons. The record is from RefSeq and is a predicted model, not a curated record. Gene Ontology annotation, biological process: DNA repair; DNA recombinase assembly; DNA strand invasion. Gene Ontology annotation, cellular component: nucleus; condensed nuclear chromosome. NCBI's taxonomy places the organism in Eukaryota, Viridiplantae, Streptophyta, Magnoliopsida, Poales, Poaceae. The coding region runs from base 92 to 1147 and encodes 351 amino acids. Gene Ontology annotation, molecular function: double-stranded DNA binding; ATP-dependent DNA damage sensor activity; ATP binding.
CACUGCGGCGCGAGACACAACCACUCUCUCCCAGUCUCUCCGAGGUAGCGGCCUCCGCCUCCUACUGCUGCAAGCGCGCGGGUUCGCGGCGAUGGCGCCGUCCAGGCACGUCGACGAAGGCGGCCAGCUCCAGCUCGUGGAGGCCGAUAGGAUCGAGGAGGAGGAGGAGUGCUUUGAGUCCAUCGACAAGCUGAUCUCUCAAGGGAUAAACGCAGGAGAUGUGAAGAAGCUGCAGGAUGCGGGGAUCUACACUUGCAAUGGCCUCAUGAUGCAUACCAAGAAGAGCCUUACAGGAAUCAAGGGUUUAUCUGAAGCAAAGGUUGAGAAGAUCUGCGAGGCAGCUGAAAAACUUCUGAACCAGGGUUUCAUAACAGGAAGUGAUCUCCUUCUUAAGCGGAAGUCUGUUGUCCGGAUUACCACUGGGAGCCAGGUGCUUGACGAGCUGCUUGGCGGAGGGAUUGAAACACUUUGCAUCACAGAGGCAUUUGGAGAGUUUCGGUCAGGGAAGACCCAAUUGGCUCAUACUCUAUGUGUCUCCACUCAGCUUCCAAUCCACAUGCAUGGGGGGAAUGGGAAGGUUGCCUACAUUGACACUGAGGGAACAUUCCGGCCUGAACGCAUUGUGCCAAUUGCUGAGAGAUUUGGGAUGGAUGCCAACGCUGUUCUUGACAAUAUCAUAUAUGCUCGUGCAUACACCUAUGAGCACCAGUACAACUUGCUCCUGGGCCUUGCUGCCAAGAUGUCUGAAGAACCUUUCAGGCUUCUGAUUGUGGAUUCUGUGAUUGCACUAUUCCGUGUUGAUUUCAGUGGCAGGGGUGAACUUGCAGAGCGUCAGCAAAAACUAGCACAGAUGCUAUCCCGCCUUACUAAGAUUGCUGAGGAGUUCAAUGUUGCAGUGUACAUCACCAACCAAGUGAUUUCUGAUCCAGGUGGUGGUAUGUUCAUAACUGAUCCAAAGAAACCAGCAGGCGGCCACGUGUUGGCACAUGCUGCCACCAUCAGACUGAUGCUGAGGAAAGGCAAAGGUGAACAGCGUGUCUGCAAGAUCUUUGAUGCCCCUAACCUUCCUGAGGGAGAAGCUAUAUCCUUUUGCUUUAUCCAUGUUUAUGCUUGUCUUACUGAUUGCUUUAAUUUGGCAGGUCGCUAAAAUCCAGAUAAAUUGCUUUGCUUUGAUUUGCUCAGAAAACUCUUGUGAUUAUUUAACUGUACAUGUUACUAACUGCACUCACUGAAAGCUUCAGAUGAUACAAAUUAGCAAUCUGAUGCCUAGAAGUUGUUUCCCUUGACCAACAGUACGUUUUCCAGGUUACAUCAGGUGGAAUCAUGGAUGCAAAAGACUGAUUAUCCACUCAGAGCGGUUCCUGUCCUAAGAUUGUUCAGAUUUCUUUAGUAGAAUUCACAGCAUACAUCAGUGCAUUGACAAAAGCUACUGUACUGUUACUGGUAGUUGCUCAUGCCAAUGUGGCCAUGUAUACAGUCCAUAGUCCAUGCCUGCCUGAAUGUCUGCAUCAGUAAAAGUAAGUCCCUGUUUAAGGCUCAUGUUACUCCAACCAUAAAUUCUUGGGGAUGAUUACAAC